Neospora caninum is the source of this 1155-nucleotide messenger RNA. RefSeq names its product srs domain-containing protein. The transcript has a single exon. Gene Ontology annotation, cellular component: membrane. The record is from RefSeq and is a predicted model, not a curated record. Bases 1 to 1155 code for a protein of 384 amino acids. Lineage: Eukaryota; Apicomplexa; Conoidasida; Eucoccidiorida; Sarcocystidae.
AUGGCGCAUGUGCGUUUGGCGGGCGCAGCGGCUAUUGAGGCCCCACCGUCGGCAUCGCGUUUUCUUCGUGUGAACGGAGUGCCGCUGAAACUGUCACUUGCUUUUCGAUUGGGAUUAGUUUUUUUCCUGUUGCUCGUGAGCACGGCAGGGCUAUCUGGUAAUCCGUGCUCCUUUGUGAUCCAAGCAGUGGCCGACGAACCGCAGGCCUCAGCGUGUAUUGAGGAAAGCGGGGGUAAGACAACGUGUACCUGCGUGUCGACAGAAAAUGAAAAUCCAAAGGAGCUUCAGGCAACACUGUCGGCGACAAAGCCUGCGCUGCAGUUGGAGUGCCAAACGAAUCUACAAUGUGCACCAGACGGAUUGGACCAGCAACAGGUAUGUCCAGAAGGCACGAAAGAUUUGAAAGACUGCAAACGUAAUGGGGGGACGCCUACAUGUGUCAGUGUCACGACCCUACUCACCGGCAACGCCGAGGCAGUCAGAUGGGAAGAUGUCAAUGCCGACGCACACAGAACCAAGAAGAUGACUAUCCCCAAGGACAAUCUCCCCUACACCGACAAAAAGUUCAUUGUGGGUUGCCUCAAUAGUGGGGGAGCCCAAGCCAAAUGCAAGUUGACAGUGACGAUUGAGGCGAGAGAAAGUGUGACUGAAAACCAGACAGUCACAUGUGCCUACGGAAAGACCAGCAAUCCAACACACCAAACCAUCACGUUAAGCCCCUCUCAAAACAGCUUCACUCUGGUGUGCGGAAGCGAAGGAGAAGCUCUCCCAACGAAAUACCAGAACACGUACUGUGUUAGUCAGGCGGGAACGAACGCCUCCGCCGAGUGUAGUGGCAAUUACACAGAAGUUAUCCCAGCGUAUGAAAGCAACUGGUGGAAGGAAGACACAAGCAGGCAAUCAUUCACUCUGGCGAUUCCAGAGGACGGUUUUCCGGAGGAGGCAACGAAUAUUACGGUUGGCUGCCAGAAAAAGACGAGUCAGUCCUCUAAGAAGAAAGGGGAACCUGCAACCGAGUCACCGACCGUCUGCAGCGUUGAUGUGACGAUUGAGGGUGUGGCAUCAGCCGCGUCCCUGUCUGGGGGCAUGGGUGGUGUGGUCUCUUCGGUUGUUUCCUUUCUGGCGCUGUUGACAUUUUCUGGCUGUGUGGUGUGA